AUGGCGCCACCAGUACCACCCAAAAGAAACCCUUACGUGGAUGGUUACCCAAGGACCCCGCCUCUAGUCUAUCUCCCAUUCAGGCUGGAACAUACGCUGAUGACUUGCAUCCAAAAGCUUUUAGAAGAGACCUGUUUCCAUUUCGCCGAGAAAUGGAUACCCGAUCUACUGAGAAAACAAGGCUGGGAUACACCGGAGGCAGGCGAACUCAACCACUGGUGGGGAGCUUUGAAGCACAGCCAAGUACCCCGGCAUGCCGUCAACUUCCAGUCUAGCGAUGAAGUGGAAUAUCUCAUAGUUCGACUGCAUCAGGUUAGACAUGCGGCUGUUCAUCGACUGCGUUCUGAUGAAAUUAUCAAGCGUAUGCUCAAAGACGCUGUUGAUUUUGUGUCGGGAUUUGGCGACGAGCUACGCAGAGAUAAGCUUCGGGAUAUCGAAGUAGCAGUGCUCACUCAGGACCAUAACUUGAUCGAUAGAGCUAUUGCUAAGCCGUUGCAGGAUUUCCAACCGCUCGGCUUCGGAAAUCGUCCAGUUGCUAACGAUCCACAACAGGGUAUUGUCCCUCGAGCAGAAUACCGGCAACCCCCAGAUGAUCAACCUAGAUUCCAAUCGACUGCUGCACCAACUGUUCCUAUUUUCAGACAUGCUGCUCCGCAAAAGCCAUAUGCCAACUGGGAUUCUAUAUAUAGUCGACAGGCAGUUGACCGACAAGCAUUGAAUCAACAAACAUUGAAUCAACAAGCAUUGAAUCAACAAGCAUUGACAUUGAAUCAACAAGCAUUGAAUCAACAAACAUUGAAUCAACAAACACUGAAUCAACAAACAUUGAAUCAACGAGGAUUGGAUCAACGACUAUGGAAUCAACAAGUACUCAACCGACAAGUACUUGAUCGACGAGCAGUUGAGCGAGAAGCAUUCUUUCAACAAGCACUCAACCAGGUAGCAUUCAACCAGCAAGCACUCAAUCAAGAACCGGUCAAGCAAGAACAAGCCAGAGAGCAGACAGACAGUCAACAACUAGCUACCCACCCAGAGAUUCACUCCAAAGGUUCACUGGAAGCCGUGACCAAUAACAAGCGCCGGCUAACGGAGCCAAUGGACAUCAUCGAUCUGACCAUUGAGUCUGGACCCGAAGACGAGAAUCAACGGCCGACAAAGAGAAUCAAAAAGGAGAUCAUCGAUCUGACCGACUCGGCAGACGAAGCUGACGUUUAG
Messenger RNA from Venustampulla echinocandica, 1215 nucleotides. RefSeq lists its product as uncharacterized. The record is from RefSeq and is a predicted model, not a curated record. The transcript has 2 exons. Bases 1 to 1215 code for a protein of 404 amino acids. Lineage: Eukaryota; Fungi; Ascomycota; Leotiomycetes; Helotiales; Pleuroascaceae.